Molecule: messenger RNA, 1995 nt
Organism: Etheostoma spectabile (orangethroat darter)
Lineage: Eukaryota; Metazoa; Chordata; Actinopteri; Perciformes; Percidae
Gene: hoxb1b
Product: homeobox B1b
Exons: 2
Coding region: 1104-1976 (290 amino acids)
Biological process (GO): regulation of transcription by RNA polymerase II
Cellular component (GO): nucleus
Molecular function (GO): DNA-binding transcription factor activity, RNA polymerase II-specific; RNA polymerase II cis-regulatory region sequence-specific DNA binding
Source: RefSeq, a predicted model, not a curated record
UCUUGAUGUUAAAAAGAAGCCAGCAGAAAAAGUCUGUAUGGUUCUCAAAUGCGUCUUUUGUUCUUAUAUGGGCAAAGAGGGCCACACAAGCUGUCAAUCUGUAAAAAGAGCGCAUGAUGGAUCACUGGAUUCACUGCGCUGCUUUGGAGUCUGGCGACGAGAGGCCGAAGAAACGAUUUGGUAAUAAGCCAAUUUAAGCAACAUUUUAUAUACAUACAUACAAAUUUCCCCGUCGUGGGAUGAAUAAAGUAUAAUCUAAUCUAAUCUAAUCUAAUUUACAGCGAGUUUUUAAUGUCGAUAUUUUUCUUUCUCAAGUUUUAAAAUGAAGCUAAAUAAGUGCUCAACAAAAAUAAAUAAAACAGCAUCCAUUUUAAAUCAAGACAUUUAUAUGAUGAAAUAAUACCUAGAUGUUAAUAUUUUGUAUUACUUGCUUUUAAGAUAAAAUACUUUAUUGUCCCCAAGGGGGGAAUUUAGCUUGGUCCAUAGUGCUGCACAUCAACUUAAACAAUACAGCCAAUAAAACACAGCAGUACACUAAAGACACAGUCAGGAAUUGCACACAACACACAUACUACAUGAAACAUAAGUGACCAGUUGGAAGUGACAUACAACAUGGAAAUAUGGCAUAACAUUUGACAUCUUUGACAAUAAUAAUGUAUAAUGUGUGUCCUCUUUUAUAGUUUUUGGAUGCCAUUGUUAUAAUAUUUAUAAUGAGCUACUUUUCAUCUUAUCACUGUUAUUAUGUUAGCCUAUAGUCAUUAUUUUAAUGUUUUUUGCCAUUCAUUUUUCAUGAUCAGCUCUGCUAACACUGUCUGAAACUGUGUCCUGAUGUUUGUGUUCUUAUCAGAUGGAUGGGUGAGUUUGAUUGAAGCAUUUGUCAUGUAAAUGCGAGCCAUUUGAUGGACGAGCGCGCAGACUUGACAGAGUGCUGGAGGUCCUUUGCCAUUGGCGUUUAGCGGGUCACAUGGUGUGUCAGGAAGGUGAUAUGAGGGUGGAAGGCAGUUUUACAGCUUUGACAUACUACCUAGAAGGUUAGGGCAAAGGGAGCACCGAUUAAUGACUGCUCAGUCUUGAUCAGUUGGGAACAAACAAUAGGCCCAAGGAUGAACUCCUACUUAGACUACCCCGUGUGUAACCGGGGUGCAAACAUUUUCAGUGCCAAGGCCGGAUACCACAACUUAAACCAUGGAUACAUGUCGUCCAACUCGUGCGCAACAAGUGAUAGUUACGCGCCGGACGGGCGUUUAGUUGCUUCAACUUCUGCGCCACACCAGACCCCGAGCCUCCCUCUGCACCCCCACCAGACACACGUCAACCUGGAUCUGCAGUUUGCAACACCGGGAAACUGCAUGUAUGGCUCACCUCUGGAGUACGGACAUCACCAGUACGGCCUCGCACCCGAGCAGGACCGAAGCUUCAUUCAUGCGCAAGUCUCCCCCCUCGGAACAAACAUGGCUCCCUACACCGGGGACAGUUGUGGACCUGGAGUCGCAACAGGCAGCCAGUAUCUACAUUUUGGAAACGGAGAUCAGAGGCAGCAAGAAUAUCCAGAAAGUGUUUACACAAGGUUACCGCCCCAAAGUAGGGAGAAUGAUUUGGACCAUGUGGAGGAAACCUCUAAAACAUUUGACUGGAUGAAAGUGAAGCGGAAUCCACCUAAAACAGCUGUCCACUCGGAGUUCGGGGUCCCCGGCCAGCACAACGUGAUCCGCACCAACUUCACCACCAAGCAGCUCACCGAGCUGGAGAAAGAGUUCCACUUCAACAAAUACCUGACGCGGGCACGGAGGGUGGAGGUCGCCGCCAGUCUGGAGCUCAACGAGACGCAGGUGAAAAUCUGGUUUCAGAACCGCAGGAUGAAGCAGAAGAAACGCGAGAAACUGGGCUGCGUUUUGGUUAACACUCCGGCACCUGUGGAGAAACUCUCCGGCCCUGACACUUCUCCAAAGGGAAAAGGAAAAGACUGUGAACCAUGAUGUGACUUUUGAAAAGAAA